UCAGUUAUUCUUUGCUGUCAGUUUAAACAUCUUUGUAACUAGAGGGGGUAGACGGCAACUGCCAAAGUUCUCCCCCGAUUCUGGAAGAUUACCUUUCAUUUUUACAAUAUUCUUGAUGUCAUUAUCAUUUCUUUCCUUUUUGUUUUGGGCGCUUUUACUUGUGUGACAACGAGAAAUGGACGACGAGAAGGAAGACACGCCACAGGAGGACAUGGAAGAAGACGAACUGGAAGAAGAGCAGGACGGCGACCUCCCUUCAGAAACUGAGGAGGAAGAGGUGGAUAACGAACCCGUAGAGGAAACUACAGACCAGGAAGAAUUGAAAUCUACAGAAACUCGUAAAAAAAGUGUAACGAUGAAGGGAGAUGUCCCUACGCUUAGAGAAGGAAGUGACGUAGCCGGCCAGUUUUCGGGAGAAAUUCCUGUACGCUUCUUGCAGAGAGGUUCACAUGUUGGAAAAGGGUUAGCAGUACUCACGAGUGGCGGCGAUUCUCAAGGGAUGAAUGCUGCAGUACGUGCAGUAGUACGUUUUGGUAUAUAUCUUGGAUGUAAAGUUUACUUCAUAAAAGAAGGUUAUCAAGGAAUGGUAGAUGGUGGAGACAAUAUUGAGGAAGCUGGCUGGGCGACAGUUUCGUCCAUUAUACAUAAGGGUGGGACCAUUAUUGGUUCAGCCAGAUGCAUGGAUUUUAAAGAACGAGAAGGACGCUUAAAAGCUGCUGCUAACUUGGUGGACAGAGGAAUUACCAAUCUGGUGGUGAUUGGUGGUGAUGGAUCAUUGACAGGUGCUAAUCAUUUCAAGACAGAGUGGCCUUCUCUUCUGGAAGAACUUAGCAGUACAGGGCGUAUUACAAAAAAUGCACAGCAGGCAUAUGCUACUCUUAGAAUUGUUGGAUUAGUUGGAUCCAUUGAUAAUGAUUUUUGUGGAACUGACAUGACAAUUGGAACAGAUUCAGCUCUGCAUCGUAUCAUUGAAGCUAUUGAUGCCAUUAUGUCAACAGCCUACUCACAUCAGCGGACGUUUAUUAUGGAAGUCAUGGGAAGACAUUGUGGAUAUCUGGCAAUUGUAACUGCAAUGGCAUCAGAAGCUGACCUCGUUUUUGUGCCUGAAGAUCCACAACCAACUGACUGGCCUCAAACACUCUGCAAGAAACUGUCACUGGAACGAGCGUCUGGACAGAGACUGAAUAUUAUAAUUGUUGCUGAAGGAGCAGUAGAUCGUGAUGGUGAACCAAUAACAGCUGAUAAAGUGAAAGAUGUUCUUGAGGAAAACUUGCAUCAAGAUACACGAGUCACUGUGCUUGGGCAUGUACAGAGAGGUGGAAAUGCAUCUGCCUUUGACAGAGUCCUAGGGUGUCGUAUGGGUGCAGAGGCUGUUAUGGCAUUAAUGGAAACAUCAGAAGACAAUGAGGGAAUACUAAUUUCUAUAACUGGCAACCGCAUUGUUCGUCUGCCUCUCAUGGAGUGUGUUGAGAGAACAAGAGGAGUGGCAGCUGCUAUGGGUCGAAAGGAGUGGGAUGAAGCAGUCAGAUUGAGAGGCAGGAACUUUGCUCGAAACUUAGAUAUGUACAAGAAACUCACCAGAUUGAAACCACCAGCAUCAGUUGGACAUUUGGAAGAGUCAUUUAUCAUGGCUGUAAUGCAUGUUGGAGCUCCAGCCUGUGGAAUGAAUGCAGCCGUCAGGUCAUUUGUAAGGUGCAAUGUGUAUAAAGGUGUAACUACAUAUGGCAUCCAAAAUGGAGUUGAAGGAUUGGAAUCAGGAAAUUUUCGUAAGCUUGAGUGGCCAGAUGUGAGAGGCUGGGUGCCACUUGGAGGAGCCAUUCUUGGUGCUAAGCGGACGUUGCCAGGACGUCGGCUGCCAAAAAUUGCAGAGCAGCUACGGAAAUUUGGCAUACAGGGUUUGCUGAUAAUUGGAGGCUUUGAGGCCUUUCAAGCAGCUCUUCAGUUAGUUGAGAGCAGAAGGGUAUACCGCGAAUUUUGUAUACCCAUUGCAGUUAUUCCUUCAACCAUAAGUAAUAACGUUCCAGGAACAGAAUUUGCACUUGGUUGUGACACUGCACUGAAUGAAAUAAUAGAGAUAUGUGACAGAAUACGGCAGUCUGCACAAGGAACAAAACGAAGAGUAUUUAUAAUUGAAACCAUGGGAGGUCACUGUGGAUAUCUUGCUACAUUGUCUGGAUUAGCUGGAGGUGCAGAUGCUGCUUACAUUUUUGAAGAGAAGUUCUCUGUUCGAAAUGUUUUGGAAGACGUCUAUCACAUGGCAUGCAAAAUGGCAGCUGGAGUUCAAAGAGGCUUAAUAAUUAGGAAUGAAAAAUGUAAUGAUAAUUAUACAACCAGAUUUAUCCAUCGUCUGUUUGCUGAAGAAGGGAAAGGUCUUUUCAGUGUGAGAAUGAAUAUUUUAGGCCACAUGCAGCAAGGAGGUAAACCAUCUCCUUUUGACCGUACUCUAGGCACAAAAAUGGCCGGAAAGGCAGCUGACUGGAUGUUUGAGAGAAUUGAAGAGUCACAAAAUGCAGAUGGUUUUGUUUGUGCAAGAGAUCCUGAAUCUGCUGUUCUAGUAGGUAUCGAACAACGACAGUACCGUUUCACACCUUUGCGAGAUCUGAUACCCCAUACAAAUUUUGAACAUAGAAUACCAAAAGAACAGUGGUGGUUGAAGUUGCGGCCACUUCUCAGAAUACUUGCGAAACACGAAAGUGCUUAUGAAGAAGAAGGAAUGUACAUUUCAGUAGAUACCACACCUGCCCGUGAUGUUUGGCGUGAUCCUUCCAGAGCAGUAGGUGCUUGGGAAAGGGAGACUUUAGAAUGAAAUGUUUGUUAGUACUGUGUUGACUAUGAAAAAGAGAACCAAAAUGACAUCAAGUCCAGGCGUUUAAAUGUAAUGCAGUAAUUUAUUAUAAACUGGGAACUUAAAAAUUUCUGUCACUCCUUACUGAGAGAGAGAUAACUUGAUCCAGUGUCUUGUUAUGUAAAUUAGUAUCUCAGAGAGAAUUGAUGUCUUUAUUGUUUCAUAAUUUUCUCUUUGGAGAGUCAUAUACAUUAAUAAAAGAAAUAAAUUGUGGAAAUUGAUGACACAUACAAUGAAAAUUACAUUCAUGUAAUAAAAUAAUACAUAUAACAUCAAAAUUCUUCAAGGAAUCUACCUACAGAAGUGACCUAAUGUUGGAUUUUAUUUUACAUCAAGACUGAUUGAUUUUUUAUUAGGUCCCAUCUGAUUACAUUAUGUGUGGAGUGUGGACUUGUAAUACAGGACAGGUCAACUUAACCAAAUAUCUUAAAACAUUUAGCUUAUGUGUUACAAUAGAAACCACCAUACUGUAAGUUAUUAAGUUAUUUACAUGCAUUAUACUACAAUGUUACAUUA
Molecule: messenger RNA, 3361 nt
Organism: Schistocerca gregaria
Lineage: Eukaryota; Metazoa; Arthropoda; Insecta; Orthoptera; Acrididae
Product: ATP-dependent 6-phosphofructokinase-like
Exons: 16
Coding region: 176-2806 (876 amino acids)
Biological process (GO): fructose 6-phosphate metabolic process; fructose 1,6-bisphosphate metabolic process; canonical glycolysis
Cellular component (GO): cytoplasm; 6-phosphofructokinase complex
Molecular function (GO): identical protein binding; AMP binding; monosaccharide binding
Source: RefSeq, a predicted model, not a curated record